Messenger RNA from Laccaria bicolor S238N-H82, 2997 nucleotides. RefSeq lists its product as uncharacterized. Gene Ontology annotation, molecular function: protein binding. Gene Ontology annotation, cellular component: post-mRNA release spliceosomal complex; U2-type catalytic step 2 spliceosome; Prp19 complex. NCBI's taxonomy places the organism in Eukaryota, Fungi, Basidiomycota, Agaricomycetes, Agaricales, Hydnangiaceae. The transcript is spliced from 9 exons. The coding region runs from base 1 to 2997 and encodes 998 amino acids. Gene Ontology annotation, biological process: generation of catalytic spliceosome for first transesterification step; mRNA splicing, via spliceosome. The record is from RefSeq and is a predicted model, not a curated record.
AUGCCUUCAGUGGCAUUGAAAAGGGCGUCCUUGGAGGACUUGAAAUCCCACUUUCCCCUUACAUUUCCAGUUCCGACCCCAAAAUCACACUCAGACCUCAUUACAACCAAGGAAAUACAGCGAGAAGAGGAUCUCUUGCGAAACCCAACAUCUUUCCGUGCAUGGUGGUCUGCUAUCAACUCCACGAGGGAGGAGUUUGUUGCUUUACAGAAAAUUGAACCCAGUUCUACCCUCCCGGACGAAGUUCAUGCUAUCCUUGGUCCACUCGCUUCCCCUCUUUCGCGGCUAACUCUGCAACGCUUGACCUACCUGUACGAAGCUGCCUUGGUUCACUUUCCCAACUCUUUCAAGCUAUGGAAAUCCUAUCUCAACAUGCGCUCGGGUUUUGUUCUUGGUAAACUCGUAAUCAAGAAGAGAGCGGGGGGGAAAAAGAAGUUACCUGAAAUGAAGGACGCGCUGGAGGAAGAAACAGAGGAUUUGGAGGACUGGGAGGAAUCCUUGGAUCCAGUCGUGGGCUGGGAGGAAUGGAGAAGCUUAGUCGCAACGUUUGAGCGUGCUUUAAUGUGGCUACCAAAGCUCCCUCGUCUCUGGCUCAUGUACUUUGCCAUUUUCUUUCAUCCCAAAUGCCCCCCAUUACUAUCUCACACGCAUGCGCGCCGAACAUUCGAUCGAGCGUUGCGAACUCUCCCUCCGUCCCUCCACUUCCGUAUCUGGGUUCGCUACCUACUAUGGGCAGGACGGAAAGGCGGCGAAACCACUGUCGUUGUCUAUAAACGAUAUCUCUCCGUCGAUCCUAGUAUUACGGAAGGAUUUACGGGCCUUCUGCUUUCCUCGACAAAUUCUGCCCCACGUCCACUAGAAGCUGCUAAACUUCUUUUGUCUCUGGCCAGAAAAGCUGCAAGAGGAGAGUACACGAGUCCGGAAGGCAAGAGUCCGUACCAACUUCUUGGGGACUGGAUCGACGUUGUCGAGGCGUAUUCGGAGGAGGUUGGUUUAGAUGCCGACGAAACUGACGAAUCAAACGAUGCUAUAGCGAGGGAGGAAUCUGAGGCUGCCGAAGCUGCGAUCUUUAAACCCGAAGCUGUAUCGAAGGAUGGACAACUCAUAAGGUUUGCAGGUCCCGCCGUUCCGGUGAAAGCUGAUGGAACGGCUGCUCAGCCUUACGAUCCUGAUGAAGAUCCUUCGAGCUCGAGAAGGCUCAACAUUGAAAAUAUCAUCCAGAAAGAUGGUUUGGCUGUGUACAAGGACCAAGCUGGAAGGUUAUGGACUGGUCUUGCGACGUACUGGAUCAAAAGAGCCGAGUUUGACCGUGCAAAGAAGAUCUUCGAGCAGGGUAUCAAGAGUGUCCUCACAAUACGCGAUUUCUCGCAAAUCUUUGAUUCAUAUGUUGAGUUUGGAGAAUCCCUACUCAACGCGAUGAUGCAAAGUUUGGAGGAGGAAGAUGAUGACAGCGGGGAAAUAAUGGAAGAAGUGGAUCUUCGAAUGAAAGAGCUUGAGGAGUUGACGGAUCGCAGGCCGUUCCUAUUGAACGAUGUGUUAAUACGUCGAAACCCGAAUGACGUUCUGGAAUGGGAAAAACGGGUUGCACUGUGGGGCAAACAGGAUGAGGGGGGUAAACAGGAUGAACAGGUUGCAAACACAUAUUCCAAAGCUCUGGAAACUAUCAAUCCGCGAAAAGCCACCAACAAUCUCCAUCGCCUAUACGUCAAUUUUGCGAAGUUCUACGAAGAGGGAGGAACAAAUGGUCAGGCGGACAAGGACCUGGAGAGUGCGCGCAAGAUAUUCGAUAAAGCCACCAAGGUAAACUUCAAGUUGGUUGAAGAUCUUGCGGAGGUAUGGUGCGAAUGGGCAGAAAUGGAGAUUCGUCACGAAAAUUACGAUGAGGCCAUACGAGUCAUGCAACGCGCAGCCGCGAUCCCGAAAAACACGAAAGUGAAUUACCACGAUCAUACGCUGUCAUCCCAAGCACGUCUAUUCAAAUCUCUGAAGCUUUGGUCGUUUUAUGUCGACCUUGAAGAGUCUAUUGGUACAGUCGAAUCAGCCAAGGCCGUGUACGAUAAAAUUCUGGAACUUCGCAUUGCCAAUGCCCAGAUCAUCGUCAACUAUGCUGCAUUCCUUGAAGAAAAUAAGUACUUUGAAGAGAGUUUCAAAGUAUACGAGCGUGGAGUGGAACUAUUCACCUUUCCUGUAUCCUUUGAAAUCUGGAACAUCUAUUUAUCAAAGUUUGUAAAGCGUUAUGGUGGAACGAAACUCGAACGCGCCCGGGACCUGUUUGAACAAUCACUGGAAAAAUGCCCGCCCAAGUCGUGUAAACCGCUCUUCCUUAUGUAUGCGCAACUGGAAGAGGACCACGGGCUUGCUAAACGUUCCAUGGCAAUCUACGAUCGUGCUACUCAGACAGUGGCCGAUGCAGACAAAUUUGAGAUGUUCACAAUUUACAUCGCCAAGGCGACCGCCAAUUUCGGUCUGCCCGCUACUCGACCAAUCUACGAACGAGCUCUGGAGGUUCUGCCUGAUCGACAAACGGCCGAAAUGUGUCUACGAUUCGCAGCUCUUGAGCGCAAACUUGGCGAAAUUGACAGAGCUCGGGCCAUCUAUGCCCACGCAUCGCAAUUUUGUGACCCCCGCAUUAACCCGCAAUUCUGGAGCGAGUGGAACACAUUCGAAAUUGAAACUGGUUCCGAAGACACCUUCAGGGAAAUGCUGCGAAUCAAAAGAAGUGUACAGGCACAAUUCAAUACAGAGGCUAGCUACCUGGCUGCACAGACAACGGCGGCGCGGCAAGGGACGACGAAGGUAAAUGAUGAUGAUGUUGACUCACAAGACGCGAUGGCUGCUGCUGAGAAAAAGGUGGCAGGCGGCACGAAAGGGCCUGCAUUCGUCGCUGCCACUGCUACGAAACUUGCACUCCCUGAUACCACAGCGCAAGAUGGACUCACAGCAGCACCGACAGUCAAUGCAGACGAGAUACAUAUAUCGGACGACGAAGAUUUAUAA